Molecule: messenger RNA, 2160 nt
Organism: Myiozetetes cayanensis
Lineage: Eukaryota; Metazoa; Chordata; Aves; Passeriformes; Tyrannidae
Gene: DOK3
Product: docking protein 3
Exons: 4
Coding region: 616-2160 (514 amino acids)
Biological process (GO): positive regulation of MAPK cascade; cell surface receptor protein tyrosine kinase signaling pathway
Cellular component (GO): cytoplasm
Source: RefSeq, a predicted model, not a curated record
CUUGGGCUGCUCCCCUGCACCCUCGGGUUGGGCACUGAGAGCCACAGCCCUUGGGGGAGGGUACAGGUGAUAUGGUGGGAGACCCUGGGGUUGGGCCAACUGCAGGGAACUAUUGCGUGUUGGUGAAGAAGGUCCUGCUGUCACCCUGGCCAUGCCAUGGCAGGGAUGUAUGGGGCUGCAAUUACUCUCUGACCUCCCUGGUGUGCAAGAGCCGAGCCCUGGAAGCUCAGCAGGCAGCCGGCCCUGUGUGCAGGGGGCCAGUGCCUUGCCGUGCAGGAGACGGGCUGGGGGCGGUGGGUAUUUUGGGUGUUUGGUUGCAUCUGGUUCCUGCAGGGUGGAGGCUCUGCUGCACUUUUGAAGCACAUGGGGACACGCGCCCCCGCUAUCCCAUGACAGGCUGGGAAGGUGCUGGUGCUGCAGAGGCUCCCCUGGGAGGAAGCGGGCUGCUCAGCAGAUGUGAGGCUGCCAGCAGGAGCCCCAGUAGCUCAAAAUGGCUUUAAUUUGCAUCAGGGUCUGUCCUGAGAACAGCUCGAGCUCAGCUGCAGCGGUGGCAGGCCAGCACUUGCAGUGGGGAACAAAGAGCAGGACCUGGUGCUCAGGGAGCCAGGAGUGAGCAUGACUCACCCAGCAAGCUACGCCAAGCCUGCCUGGGGCAAGGCCCCCCUCGACCCAGUGGUCUGGGGGUCUGCACUGUCCCCAGCUCUCCAAGCCCUCCUGCAGCACCUGGCAGGUGCAGGCUGGGAUGCCCCCUACACCCCUCCUGCCACAUACGGGUCUUUCCAAGCGCUGCUGGCCCCACAUGGAGCGCAGCACUGCCAGGAUGCAGCAGGCAGCUCCUUGCUGACCCGUUUUUUCCCUGCCUGUGCCCCUCCCAUUCCUCAGAGGUCCUGGAGGAAGAUGCGAGCCCAGCUGUUCGCCGCCAGCCCCUCUGGCGUGGCCCGCAUGGAGAAGUUCGACGUGCGGGAUGAUGGCACAGCCCCGGAGAAGACGCCCCUGCAGCGCUGUGCCCGCCGGGUGAUCCGCCUCUCAGACUGCGUCUCCGUGGGCCCGGCGGGCACGGAGAACUGCCCUAAAGCCACCUCUGCCUUCUACCUCACCACCACGGAGAAGAGCUACGUGCUGGCAGCUGAGCAGCGGGAUGAGUGGAUUGCCCAGCUCUGCCAGCUGGCCUUCCAGGGUGCAAAAGAGACAGUGCCGAGUAGUGACAGGACCCAGCCCAGCCCCUCUGUCCCCAUGGAGGAGAACUCUCUCUACUCUUCCUGGCAGGAUUUGACCGAAUUCCUGGUGCUGGUGGUCCAGACAGACGCGUCCACCCGCUGUGGCCUGCAAGGGCAGUAUCUGCUCUCGGCCCUUCCCCAGAGCCUGACUCUGAAGGACCUGCAGUCCCGCCAGCCCCUGCUUACCUGGCCCUACCCCUUCCUCCGCAAGUUUGGCCAGGAUCAGGCUGUCUUCUCCUUUGAGGCUGGUCGCCGCAGUGACUCCGGCGAGGGAACCUUCACCUUCAGCACCCCACGGGCCCCUGAGCUCUGCCGGGCUGUGGCUGCUGCCAUUGCCUGCCAGCAGCAGGGCAAGGACACCCCAGACCCCAGACUCUUCUGCGUCCCAGACCCCCAGCUCUCUGCACAGGGCCUUGAACCCCAACCCUGGGGACCCGGGACAGACGAUCCCCAGCCCAGGCCAGGCCCGGGGGCGGCACAGCCUGCCUCCCAUGCCCCUGCCAGCCUCCUCCACUUCACCCCGCCGGACCCAGAGGGCUCGUGCCCCAUCGUCUACGCCUCCAUCGCACGGGGCCACCAGCCCCUCUUUGUGCCAGGGCAGCCGGGCUCUUGUGAGCCCUGGGCCGCGGGGAAGCCGCUCCCUGAGCAUCUCUAUGAGAACAUCUUCACCGCGGAACCGCUUCCAGUCGGGACACAGGAAGAGGAGGAGGAAGGGCAGUGGGAGCUGGGGUGCCGACAGGCGCCCGAGGGCCACAGCAGUGAGGGAGGACCCCUCUAUGACAACCGGGCCGCCCUGGCACAGCCCACCGGGGCCGCGGGCUGGGGGCGCGGGGGGCAGGAGGCGCUGCUGGGGCGCUCCAGGCACAAGCCUCAUAGCACCCUUCGGGCUAAGCUGGUGCGGCUGCUGAGCCGGGAGAGCGCCGGGGCGCGGGACUGGGCCUGA